AUGCUAAUCAAACAAGUGGUUCCCUGGACAAAACCGUCCAGUCCGUUAACUUUAAAGUCAGGCAUUAUUGCAAAGGUUCCCAAAUGUAAUAGAUUUGAACCAUAUUUAAAACCAUGCUCUUCAUAUAAUUCUUCAACAACACUGCAUUCUAAAUAUGGAAAUUUCAAACCUAUGGAAUGGACUGAUUAUACUGUAUUAGAACUGUUAAAUACAACUAAUGAUGGAAGAUAUGUCACUGCUAAUGCCAAGUUAAAUAAUGGGUUUUUAUCUGACGAAGGACAAAAUGUAUUAACUAAGCUAUUGAUUAACCAUCUGUUUCAAGACCAACACAAGGGCACUGAUUUGUUUUUUCAGAAGAUAGCAAAAUUAAUUGUUGAAAUAUUUCCAAAUGAAUUAGAGAGUGUGUAUUUUAUACCACCUAAGACAGAAGGAUUCCAUCAAACGCAUGCUAAAGGUAAGUUAGUAAAAAAAUGGAAAAAUAUUUUGAAGCGUCUUAGGGCAGUAGGUGCACUUGAGAUACAGACAAGAAUAGUUGAUAGUUCAUCAGGAAGUCAUAACUUAAAUGUGUUUACAGAUCAAGUUAAUUUGGCUAAAGAAUGGCUUAAAACUGAUGGGUUGAUUGCUUCGUUUGAUGCCAUUUUGAAAAACUGGGAUAUCACAUUUGAAUUAAGAAACAAUGAAAUUACUAAUUCAAUAAAUUGCAAUUUGUCAGAUUUUUUUGAAUCUUGGCCAAUACUUCAAAGUCCAAGAGGCUAUGAAUUGGUGGAAAUAGAUUUUAGAUUAAAAUACCCAAAUAAUAAGUCUCAUGAUUAUAGUCAUUUCAUAAACAAUUGGACUAAGUUUAAAAGCUAUUUGAAUAUUCGCAGAAGUUCAGUCAAAGAUAAACAUGCCAAUAACUUACUAUCUCAAUUUGAUGCUGCUGAAUUGAUGAAAGAUUAUAGGACUUGUAAUAUCCUGAAAUUAUUACUAUUACCAUAUUUGAUCUCGACCAAGACUCAAAUUAAGGGUAACAACAAAAAUAAAUCGUGGAAACCAUCUCUUGAAGAGUCUGCUAUAGCAUUUGUUACCCAUGUUACUAAUUUAUCUAAUUUAGAAGAGGAUAUAAUUAGAAGACGUUUGAAAUAUACUGAAUAUGGGUCUACAAUACAGCCAUUUAUUAUAUUAACAGGGAAUGAUAUAUCUUCCAUCGAUACAAGCUACAUUAGAAUAAAUGAUCAGCUAUGGAAUACAAGUCCUUUACGUGCUCUUAAUAUUUGUUUUAAGGCAUAUUUUACAUUUCAUUGCUUGUACCCAAGAGAAUGUUAUGAGACUUGGUUACUUUUGCAAACUCAUUUUUUAAAUUUGUGUUUCCCCCUUUUUUUAUAUUAUGAUGAUGCAGAAAUAGGUAAUCCUCUAGCAUCCCAUUCAGGAGUUCAUAAAAUGGGUUGUGUUUAUUAUUCUGUCGCUGCUCUCCCUCCAGAAUAUCUUUCAUCCUUAAAUAAUAUUUUUGUAGCGUUUUUAUUUCAUUCUGCUGAUCGAGGACAAUCAAAAAUCAAUAAUAAAAAAAUGUUUGCAGCACUAAUAGAAGAACUAAUUGAUGUUCAAGAAAAUGGAGAUAAUCUAGGUCUCAAUUCUAUUUUGGGGUUUGUUGAAAGUUUUUCAGCAAACUUUUAUUGUCGGAUAUGUUAUUCACCAAAAUCUGACCUACAAAAUUUGUUAAAAGAAUCAAAAUUAAUCAGAAACAAAGUUAAUUAUGAAGAUCAUAUUAAUCAGGCUAAUGUUUCAAUAACUGUUUGUGACUUUAUGCAUGAUAUUCCAGAAGGAGUAGCUCGCUAUGAUAUGGCAGUUAUCAUUAAUAGUUUAAUUCAAGCUAAAUAUUUCACUUUGGAUGAACUUAAUAGUCGCAUACAGCUUUUUGCAUAUGGGGUGACAGAACAAAAAAAUUCUCCACCUAGCAUUAGUCAGUGCAAUUUAAACAAUGGAAGUAUAAUAAUGUCAGAAUCAGAGAUGCUAUGUUUCAUUAGAUAUUUCAGUCUUAUUAUUAGAGAAUUAGUUCCUUUAAAAAGUGAAAUUUGGUAUUUAUAUAUUUCAUUGCGAAAAAUAGUUGAUUUGUACUGUACUAGAACUAUUCAACCAGAAUGUUCAGUUCAGUUAGAUGCUCUGACUUUGUUAAAAAAUGGCCCAAUUAUUUUAACUUCUUCUAUACGCUUUGAAGCUAAACAAAAGGUUUUGAAAUCAAUUGCUAAUUCUAUCCCAUGUAGAAUAAAUCUUGGUUAUACUCUAGCCCAUAAAUUGCAAAUGCAAAAUGUUAGUCGUCUACUUACACAAACUGGUUUAGUGGCAGAUUUAAAUGUAGAAAAAGGUCAUGAUAUUUUAUUUUAUAAGGAAUUGUUUAAAUCAUUUAAUGGUGUAAUACCACAAUAG
This is a messenger RNA of Melanaphis sacchari, 2403 nucleotides long. RefSeq lists its product as uncharacterized. NCBI's taxonomy places the organism in Eukaryota, Metazoa, Arthropoda, Insecta, Hemiptera, Aphididae. The record is from RefSeq and is a predicted model, not a curated record.